Molecule: messenger RNA, 10696 nt
Organism: Motacilla alba alba
Lineage: Eukaryota; Metazoa; Chordata; Aves; Passeriformes; Motacillidae
Gene: GABBR2
Product: gamma-aminobutyric acid type B receptor subunit 2
Exons: 19
Coding region: 5780-8347 (855 amino acids)
Biological process (GO): G protein-coupled receptor signaling pathway; gamma-aminobutyric acid signaling pathway
Cellular component (GO): G protein-coupled receptor heterodimeric complex; membrane
Molecular function (GO): G protein-coupled GABA receptor activity
Source: RefSeq, a predicted model, not a curated record
UUUUGUUAUCAUACCAAGAGGCCUCCUGAAAAAGUACCUCUUCAUGUGAUGUACCUUCAGUAACCAAAGAGAUUCCAUAAAUCCUAUUCUUUUGGUACAAGAUGUAUGAUAGCAGUGGCAGCCAGCCAAUCUGGUGGAAAAACACAAGCAAUUAGUGUAAGGAAACAAGCUAAACAGAUUGACAGGUGCAUAAGGAUUUGUAAGUGUCCUGUUGGGAUAGAUUCAAAGGAUGUGCUUGAAAGAGGUAUUUUUGUGCAUAGAUAUUUUUUUUGGUAACAUAAUGUGUGGACCUACAAAAAGUGUAGUAGGGAAAAUGACAACUGGGGAUAAAAAGCCUUUGUUGCUGACGGGGAACACAAGACUUGAUGCAUUAACUGUAUAUUGAAUUAUUUAGGGAGUGAUAAACAGGAGCUAGACAUAAUAGUAUAAAAAUAUAAUAUCAUGCCUGAUGAGAGGAGGGUGGCAGCAGAAAUUCUACCUUACUCUUUACUAUCCCUCUGGAUUUGAAGCAAAAAAUUGAAAAAAAUUCCAGUUUUACGGGGGAAAAAUUUCCCACCACACACAUAAACCCCAUAAUUUUCUGGAAAGAUUUUUUUUUUUACAUUACUGAAUUUUUAUUAUUUAUUUGUCAAUCUGAAGUCCUGCAAGGAUUGUGGCCAAAAAACCUCGUGUACAGAAAGAAAUAGCUGAAUUGCCACAUAUAAUCAAGAGUUUGUUUAAAAAGAAGACUGAAUUUAGAGUAAUACUGUGUAGAACAAACUGCAGGGCAAGGAAGGACCAGCAAAAGGAAAGAGUUGGAGGUUUAAGAGGUUCUUCUCCAAUUUUGGAGUUGGAGAAAAAGAGGUGAAGGGGUAAAUUAAGGUUGAAUUUCUGGGUCAGGUGGAUGAGGUGGAAGGUUCAGUAAAGAAAAAUAACUGUCUCAUUUGCACGGACAGACUAAAAAGUAGUUUGCAAGACAAGGAUGGCAUAAAUUGAUUGAGAGGUAUGGCUGAUGGCUGGGAGGGUUAAUUUAGGGUUUUUUGUUUAUUUUCUAUCCUUCCUUUAAUUAGAAGGACUUGUUUGGGUGGGACCUAGGAGUAAGUGGGAGGCUGCUCCUGCUGGGGUUGGUGAGGGAAGGUGGCAGCAGGAGGCAGGGAUCCUGCUGAGCACCAGGAGCAUUGGGGAGGCAGUGGGAGAGAGUAGGGACCAAUCUGCUGGUGACACAAAUGACAGAAAAAAUUCCCUACAGGCAGAGGAGGCUGGGCACAGUUUGCUGCAACUCAGAAAGCCACUCAGUUGGCCAAAACUGGGCUGUGAAGCAAGGAUCAGCCUACGUUUGCUGCUGUGAGAAUAACAAAGUUGAAGCAGACUCAGAAGUUGUCUCUCUCAAUUAUCUUGAUGAUUUCCAAUGAUUGAGGGCAUCGAUGUCAAGCUGUUUUUUCUUUCCAGAAUGUAACACUAAAAUCAAUAUGUUGUACUAACACUUACAAUGCCAGUUGUGAAAAUAAAAUAAUUUAAAUAUGCAGUCAGAAAAUUGUAUCUAUCAUCACUUUCUCUGCCAUAUAAAAUUACUCAAAUUUUGAAUGCUUGAUAUAGAUUCUACCUUAGAUGUAGCACCCCCUGUAGCUUUCAGGCUAAUCUUCCCCUUCCCCUGCCCAAGAGACAGACAAUGCAGCUCAGCUGGAUGAAUUUGAAUAUAUCAGCCAAAAAUUAAUAUUGGAAGAGUAUCUUCACAUUCAAACUUUGCAUGCUAGCAAUUCAGUAUCACCUACUGAUAUUUAAAAGCAGUUUAUUUUUGUGUUUAGGGUGUUUUUUUGGGGGGCAGGGGGUUUAAAUGUUGCUUUUUCAAUUUAUUCCAUGAAUUCUCCAUUUGAGCCUUCUGUUUUUUUGAUUGAGUGUUUUCAGAGGCCAUGAAAAGUGCAGCUAACUCUAGAUGCUGGGGAAAAACACGUGACAGAGUAACACAGCUUUUUAUUUAAGAAGUAACUCACCCCUCUUGGAAAGGACCCGCAUCACAGUAAUGUGCUCCCAGGCUGUGUGUUAGCCAACGAGGGUGUUUGCCUUGGGCUCAAGCACUGGCACUAGCUUUGCACAGAUGGGAUAGCCUGCUAAAGUACACAGAGCUGUUUGCCCAGCUCUCCUUCCACCAGAACCCACAGCACAAGAGGAUUGAGGAGAUAAUGCACCCUGAGCCCCACCCCACCUUAAAAUGACAUGGUUUCAAUGCUUCUUCAUGAGUGGAAAAAUGUUUUACUACACAGAUUCCGUCAACUUGACUUUGGCUUUCUAAAUUUUUUCUGCUAAUGAGAUUGAAAGCUUAGUAAGAUCUUGCUUGGGUUUGAAACUCGUGGAAAAUUGUCACCUUCCAGCUGGAAAUGAACCAAAGCUACCCUUGUCAUGCCACGUUAUCAUGGCCACUGCCUAAUAAAGGUUAUUGACCUGAGCAGGAUGGCUCUGUUCUUAGCAAGCUGCUGGUGGGAGGGACAGACGAACCAAGUUUACCAAGACAGACGUGGGAGUUUUCAUGUUGUGAUUUUGGUUUGAGACUUUUUUGUUGAUUUUUUUUCUUUUGCCCAAAGGAAAGCAAGGGUUUAUUUGUAAAUGUUUAUCUUCUAGGAUAAUGUGAUGUUUACAUUCUUGGAAUGCAAAACACUGCUAUGCUGCUUGUUGUUUUCCUCCUUAUCAUUUCAGCAUCUUUUUGAAAAUAUAUGAAUAUACAUGCCAUGCAAAUGAGGGUUUAUAAGUCAAUAAAUAAUUGUAUUUGCAUUAGUGCGGAUGCAAAUUUUGAGGUCAAGUUACAGUCAUUAAUAUAGUUUUAUAAGCAUUUCUUUUUACCUUGACAAAAAUAACUCAUCUUUGAAGCAAUUACUGUCAUGCAAGCCACUCAACUAUUUUGUACAACUUGUUUUUGCUUUGCCAUGCUAUUUGCUCUAUCCAAUGUGGCUAAUCUGUGCAAACGCAAUAGGAAAACAAUUUGCUGGCUGGUAAUCCUGUUGUUCAGCAGGCCAGACCUUGUAUGACAUCUCUGUAACUCUGCUUGUGCAGUGUCUGGGUUCAGCAGUGACUCCCUUUCUAGCAGAAGCAAACACCAAGUGUUUGUUACAUGGCAAAUGAAUUCAGCUUGCAUGAGCUUCUUGCUCCUUGGGGUGGAGCUGUGAAACAAAGAAGAAAAAGUAAUUCUACAAAUAAAGGUCUGGACAUGAGAGUUAUGAGAUAAAUAUCUGCCAGAAUCUAGAGAGAGUAGGGUAAUAGUCCAAUGUCAGUACUAGAGGCGUACCCAGGCCUAUGACUUUAAUAAUGAUGUAUAUCUGCUGUAUAUAGAAACAUUUAUGACCUCAUGCUGUAAUUUGGGUGUCCUUUAUAAAAAAAAACUGGACACAUUAGGUAAAGGUUUGAAGUGAUUUGCUUGGAAAUAUAAUUUGGAGGUCAUCCUUGUGAAAUACUGCAACAGCCACGUCAUUGGAAGAAAAGAUCAAACCAAACUGACAGCCUGGGGGGAAGCAGAAACUUUAAAAUGAGACUAUAUGAUCAUCAGAGGAAUAAGCAGUGUAAUAACUAUUACAGAAACAUAGGUGAAUUCAUAGCUACUGACUCACUGAUUUUUCACUGCAUAUUAAAUGAUUCUUAAUUUAAAUUUUAAAAAAAUCUAACACAGGCAAGAGCCUCAGCGUUAGAUAUUUCCCUUCAGAACAUUUUCAAACACCAAUUUACAAAGAAAACAACUUUUUUGACCUUCAGGGUGCCUUUUGGCUGAUGUAAGUGGCUUUGAAGGACGUUUUGCUUCCUUCCUCGUGCAGCGAUAGUGCCAAUGACAGUUCUGUUGUAUGAGGCCUCAGGAGGGUUAGAUGCAAACACAGAUGACACUAUACUGUUUGGCUGAGGAAGUUCUUGAUUGUAACCUGAUGGCAUAAUGAACAACAGAAGGUGUCAAGUGUUAUUACAGUUAAUGGGCCUCAGUUUUCUUGUCAUGAGCUUGAACACAUCUAAUCCUCCUCGCAGCACAGCUUCCACCAUGAUAAGGCAGAAGGAAUUGUCAGGACUGCCAAAAACCUGGGCUUUGGGUUUUAUUGUUUUUUCCUCCCUACCCGCAUCCCCCCAUCUCCAGAUGGAGAGGGAUAGGUAAGUGGGAGCAUAUCAGAAUAACGAAGCCUGUAGAAAGAAUUACUAGACUAGAGAAAAACAUCAGCAGAAGGCAAAGGCAGCCUUCCAGUACAGCUCAUGUCACACCAUGUAUGGACUAUCCUGUUUAUAGCAAAUGAAGAUUUGAAGCCAGCAGCAGCUGAAAAUGUGACUGCAAGCAUCAAGCCACUGGUAGCUAAGCAAAUAUUGCUGCGCAGAUAGCCAGAUUCCUGGGACUUGAAUAUUCUUGCUAACCUUGGUUGCAAGUGGCAUCUAAAACCAGAGGUAAAGCGUGAAGGGCACAGGAAGACACACAUGCAAGGCUGGUGUCUGGCAGCAAAGAACAGGUGACAGAUUCAAAUGCACAGGUGACUGAUUCAGCACCUACCUAUCAACAUGGAUUGAGACAAGAUGAGCAAGAUAAGGCAAUAAAAUCAUUGAAAACAAUUUAACAAGACAGAUGUAGUCAGAAAACUAUUACAAAAGUAAGAAAAAUCAUAAAAAUAGUUGAAUAAAGCAAACUGAAAAUAUUUGAUUUAUAAAUGAAAAAAAUCAGUAUUUCAGUAAAAGUAUUUCAGUGAAAAUAAUGCAAAAAAUAAUAAUAUGUCCUUUAUGAAAGCAAUUAAUGUAGAGGACAGAAGCCUCCUACCAUUAAAUAAUGCUUUGCUGUUCAUUAGUCUGAGUGGUUUAUGCAACUGGUAUUUACAAUUUUUUGUUAUAUCUAACUAUGAAUGAAAAGGGAAUUAAUAAAGAGAUUGGAAAUAGAAGGGAGAAAGAUAACACAACAUCAUGGAGUUUUAUAAGCUUCAAAUAGUUACUUGAGUGGAAAAGAAUUCCUCUGAAAAUUUUGCUUUCAGCAUGCUGCCAGAAGUAAGCUCAGUUUUACUACUGCAUCUCCUUAUUGUGUAUGGCCAGAGGUACUGGCCAGCACUUAAUGACAGCGACGAGAGAUUUAUGGCAGAGACAUAAAUACAGUGAGUAGCAGAAAGGCUAUAUAUAAUGGAAGUGCAAAUCAUGUUCCUUUACAACCAUAACUCUGAAAGAAUAAAUACUAAACUGUUUUCCUUAGGGAACAAUUUGAGUGAUUCCUAUGGCCUGGUUGUGAGGAUAGCUACUUGCUCUAAGGCUUGAGGCUUGGCAAAAAUGAUGCAUGAAAAUGAAAAUAAAAGCCUGGGUGUAUCUUGAAGGCAAUCAUGAAAUGAAGAACAUCACCCAGAAAAAAUCACGAGUGAAUUGAAAAAAGGUCUAAAACUCAAAACUCUCUACAGGCAUUAAAUCCAGCUAAUAUUGUACUGGGUUUUUCUCCUUGUAGAGAGAAAGAAGCAUCACAGGAGCUCCCUCAGUGUCAGGGAAGACAUCUGUAGAGCUUUCCCUCUUGUCAAGCUCCUUAUUAACUGAAUUCAACCUGAGUUUGCAAAUAGUGUACUAUUUUCUUUAAAAAUAAAAUAAUAAAAAAAGAUCUUUCACAAAACAAACAGCUAUCUUUCCUAGCCUUAGGCACAGCUGAACAGCUGUGAAGAAGCACUAUAGCAAUUGCUGUGCCAGUCACGGCAGAGGAACAGAGCCUUUCACAGGUGGCUCCCAUUUUCUGGGUUGCUGACUUGCGACCUCCCUGUUUGAUUUGCAGAAGCACUGAGUACUUGCAGCUGCAGCUGGAGUUAAUAGUAGCUGGGCUUUGAACAUGGAAAAGCAUCAUGAAACAAGUCUUCUGAAAAGCAGUUUUCAGCACUUUCAGACUGAGUAUCCGAAAUUAUGUGACAAUGCAAAAGGACUCAAAGCCUUCUACGAUGCAAUAAAAUUUGGACCUAAUCAUCUGAUGGUUUUUGGUGGUGUAUGUGCAACAGUUACUUCUAUCAUUGCUGAAUCUCUGAAGGGAUGGAAUUUGGUUCAGCUUUCAUUUGCAGCAACAACUCCAGAGUUGGCUGAUAAGAAAAAAUAUCCUUAUUUCUUCCGGACAGUGCCAUCUGAUAAUGCAGUGAACCCAGCAAUUUUGAAGUUACUCAAACAUUAUCAUUGGAAAAGAGUAGGAACUUUAACCCAGGAUGUACAAAGGUUCUCUGAGGUGAGGAAUAAUCUGACUGGCGUCCUUGAUGGCAAAGACAUCGAGAUUUCAGAUACUGAGAGUUUUUCCGAUGAUCCCUGCACAAGUGUGAAGAAGCUUAAGGGUAAUGAUGUUCGGAUAAUCCUUGGCCAGUUUAAUGAGGAAAUGGCUGUGAAAGUUUUCUGCUGUGCUUAUGAUGAAGAAAUGUAUGGCAGCAAAUAUCAGUGGAUUAUUCCAGGGUGGUAUGAAAAUCUUUGGUGGGAAGCAUGGAUUAAUUCCUCACAGUGUCUCAUCAAAAAUCUUCUUGCAGCCAUGGAAGGUUAUAUUGGAGUGGAUUUUGAGCCUCUCAGCUCAAAAACAAAUAAGACUAUAUCAGGAAGGACUCCACAGCAGUAUGAAAAGGAAUACAACGCUAGACGUGGUGAUGGGCAAUCCAGCAAGUUUCAUGGUUAUGCCUAUGAUGGAAUAUGGGUGAUUGCCAGCACCCUACAGCGGGCAAUGAAACACCUGAAUUCCACCAACAAGCACCAAAAAAUUGAAGAUUUUAACUACUCAAAUCAAAAACUUGGCAACAUUUUUCUGAAUGCUAUGAAUGAAACCAGGUUCUUUGGAGUAACGGGUGAUGUUGUUUUCAAAAACGGAGAGAGGAUGGGAACCAUCAAAUUUACGCAAUUCCAAGAACAAAAAGAAGUAAAGGUGGGAGAAUACAAUGCUGUGGAUGACACAUUGGUAAUAAUCAACAACAGCAUCAGGUUCCAAGGAGUCGAGCCUCCAAAGGACAAAACAAUUAUACAAGAGGAGCUGCGCAAAAUCUCCCUGCCCCUCUACAGCAUCCUGUCUGCCCUCACAAUCCUAGGAAUGAUCAUGGCCAGUGCUUUCUUGUUCUUUAACAUCAAAAACAGAAAUCAGAAACUAAUAAAGAUGUCCAGUCCCUACAUGAACAACCUUAUUAUCCUUGGAGGGAUGCUUUCUUAUGCAUCUAUUUUUCUUUUUGGUCUUGAUGGAUCCUUUGUCUCCGAAAAGACAUUUGAGACACUUUGCACAGUCCGAACAUGGAUUCUUACAGUGGGAUACACAACUGCAUUUGGAGCAAUGUUUGCAAAAACGUGGAGAGUCCAUGCAAUUUUCAAAAAUGUGAAAAUGAAGAAAAAGAUCAUUAAAGACCAGAAGCUACUGGGGAUAGUUGGAGGGAUGCUACUGAUUGAUCUUUGCAUCCUGAUUUGCUGGCAGGUUGUGGAUCCUUUGAGGAGGACAGUGGAAAAGUAUAACAUGGAGCCUGACCCUGCGGGCAGAGACAUCUCCAUCCGACCAAUCCUGGAGCACUGCGAAAACACCCACAUGACCAUCUGGCUUGGGAUUGUCUAUGCUUACAAAGGGCUGCUGAUGUUAUUUGGGUGUUUCCUUGCCUGGGAGACACGAAAUGUCAGCAUUCCUGCUUUGAAUGACAGCAAGUACAUCGGAAUGAGUGUGUACAACGUGGGGAUAAUGUGCAUUAUCGGUGCUGCUGUUUCAUUCCUUACUCGAGACCAACCCAAUGUGCAGUUCUGCAUCGUUGCUUUAGUCAUAAUAUUCUGCAGCACCAUUACUCUCUGCCUUGUGUUUGUACCUAAGCUCAUCACACUGCGAACAAAUCCAGAUGCAGCCACACAGAACAGACGGUUUCAGUUCACUCAAAAUCAAAAGAAAGAAGACUCAAAAACAUCGACAUCAGUCACCAGCGUCAAUCAGGCCAGCACAUCUCGACUAGAAGGAUUGCAGUCAGAGAACCACCGCUUGAGAAUGAAAAUUACAGAGCUAGACAAAGACUUGGAAGAGGUCACAAUGCAACUUCAGGACACUCCUGAGAAAACAACAUACAUUAAGCAGAACCACUAUCAGGACCUUAAUGACAUUCUUAGUAUACGGAACUUCACAGACGGCAAAGAUGGUGAGAAAGCCAUUUUGAAAAAUCAUCUUGAUCAAAAUCCACCAGCACAGUGGGGCUCAUCAGACCCUUCCAGAACAAGCAAAGAUCCCAUAGAAGACAUCAACUCUCCAGAACACAUACAGCGCCGGCUGUCCUUGCAGCUGCCCAUCCUUCAUCACGCCUACCUGCCGUCCAUAGGAGGAGUUGAUGCCAGCUGUGCCAGCCCGUGUGUAAGCCCCAGUGCCAGUCCUCGGCACAGACACGUGCCACCCUCCUUCCGAGUGAUGGUUUCAGGGCUGUAGGAGGGUGAGAUCAGUGCUUCCUGAACUGCUUUUAAGUACUCAAAGACUGGACUAAACAUCUGACCUAGAACUCUGCUACAAACGUGUAACAUUGGCUCUUACCGCAGAGGAACUUCUGCUGAGGCCCUCGUCACAGGAGUGCCCACGUAACUCAUGUGAAAAAGCAAAGGAGGACACAAAGAGUUUGAUCUGUAGCCUUAUUCAUGGAGUUUUUAUUUCUUCACCUAGAAGUCACUGAAAAAUGUUUCUUCCAAAAUUUCUACUAGCAACAAGGAUGCUGGGAUAUAUGGAUCUUGCAAAAAAGACACUAGGGAAAAAAAAACCAACAAGAAACCACUCCAAUGUCACUGAGCUCUACGUGGCUGCUGAGAACAUGCAAUUCUAUACUGUAUCCAUGUAAGGAAAAUGUAGUGGUCGAGCUAUACCAUGUUGGAAUAGAUACACUCAUUUUUACAAGAAUUGUGUUAAAUUGCUGGAAACAUUCUGCACUGGUUAGUCUUGCUUUUUUUCAUUUCAGGGAUGGUGUUUAGUAGGAAAGAAGAAUUGUGAGAAAUGAUUCCUCGGGUGUCAUUGAGACUCUGCAGUGCUGUGAGCAGGGUCACCUUUACCUUGCAGCUGUAUGUGUAACCCAAGCAGAGCCUGAAGCUCCAGCUCUGAGUUGCCACCAGCUGGAGAGCUGCUGUUUGCAAGCAGAGCACUUCACCCUUCUCCAGGGCAAUGACAGUGACUGCUGACCAUCUGCAGCUUCAUUUUUAGCAAAGUUUCUGCACCUAUUUCAGGAUAAACACCACCAACCAUAACACACUAAACUGUCUGAAAAAAGUCCUAGGGCUGUUAACUCAGGAAACUGAGGACAGAUGGCUAGUAAAGUCUUAAUGCCACAGGACGAAUUGUUUUUCCUAGUUUGUUUGAAUUGUGUCACACAUAGUUACAAUAAAAUUAACUGAGUGGACUUGGGGGGGGAGGGAUUAGGGCACAGCACUUUGCUGCUGCAGGCAAAACCUGCAGGGCACAUAGAUGUGAAUAUACACUAUGUUUGCUUCGUACCUGCGUACGUGUGACAGUUGUAGUGGAUAGGAGAGGACAAAUCAAACCUACCAAUAGAAUAUUUUACCUGACUCCUGAAAGGACUGUGAAAAAACAGUGGAGUUCAUACUUUAGCUCCUUUCCCUGAACCAAAGUAAUUAGGAGGAAUGAUAGUGGUGUACUGUCUGGACCAACUCUGGAGCCAAACCCUCAGGCACAGGUGAGACACACAUGCAGCUUCUUUUUCCAUGGAACUGGAAAUGUAUCCUCCCACUACCAGGGCUAUUUGCUAAAAGUAGGGAAAAAAAAAAAAAAAACAAAAAACAAAACACAUGAAGCACCCUCUGGGCUCUCAGUUUUCUUUAAUCAACACUUGUGCCCCUCAGACCGAACCUUUGGAAUGACAUUUGUACAAAGGUUUACAAAUCAGCAAUGACUGAAGCACAGCUGAAGGGGUUCCUUAGCGGAGGGAUUUAACUGCAGCUUUGACAAGCUAGCAUAAAUCUCCAUUAAAAAUAAAACACACCUCAUAGUGGCCAAAACCAACAUGAAUAUGUAUCUGAAUCUUACGAUCAGGAGCAUCACAAAAUAUUUCACUUGGCACAUACAGUAAGAGAGGUUGUGGAAAUAUCUGUAGCUUUUAGAACAAAAAAACAUGUAAGUAUAAACACAGAUAAACUAGAACUCAUUACUCUGUUUAAGCACUAAACACUGACGUCGUCACUCAAUGUGUGUUGACAGUAUUCUCUUGCUUUAUUAAUAUCAUCAGGGCCUGGUUUAUUUUAAAAGGAAUGUUAAUUUUUAAAAAGAGAAAAUUAUGAUAUUGUAUAUAAUGUAUGCACAAAGAUCUCUGUAGAAAUAUUAUUCCAACUUAGCAGGAAAACAAAAAAUAAUUCAGAAGUAUCGGACCAUUGGAGGUGAGUGUGUGUGUGUGUGUGUGUGUGUCUGUAACUUCGUGAAUACUGACUGUGGGACGUUUAUUAGGUUUAAACCAUGCAGUACAUUCUUUGUCUCAAUGAUACGGUAGUUUCUCCCAUAACAUUUUUUUUACUUUACUGCAGAUAACAAGACCAACCAAGUGAAUAUAGCUAUUUAAUGUUUCUGUUCUUUUAUACUGCAGCAAAAAUGUACUGUAAAUUUAUGAAGAGGCUGUGCCCCAAUGGCAUUUCCCAAUGAUGUUAGUGCACAAAUGCUUUAAACUAGACUGGAACUGCCAGAAUAAAAUGUAAAUGAAGAAUUUCUUGUAUAACCUUAUACUGCAUGAGAUCAAUUUUUAAUAAAUUGUUGCAAAUCUGUUUUUAUGAAUAAAAUAUAUAAAACUUA